AUGACAUUUUCUGAAGCAGGUGGUGUUUCUUGGAGCUUAUGCCAAUAUGCUACAGAGAUAAAAAUAAGGCACUGUGAUGCAUUGUCAAGUGUGAUUCCAUGUUAUACAGCAGGACAAAUGCAAAAGUUUCAAGUGCUGAAAAUAGAGCAUUGCCAAGGGAUGAAGGAAGUAUUUGAAACUCAAGGGACGAGCAAAAACAACAAGAGUGGUUGUGAUGGUGGAAUUCCGAGAGCAAAUAACAAUGUUAUUAUGCUUUCCAAUUUAAAGAUAUUGGAAAUCAUAAGGUGUGAUAGUUUGGAACAUGUAUUCACAUUCUCUGCACUUGAAAGCCUGAGGCAACUCCAAGAGUUAAAGAUAUGGAAUUGCAAGGCCUUGAAUGUGAUUGUGAAGAAGGAAGAAGAUGCAUCAUCAUCAUCAUCAUCUUCUUCUUCUAAGAAGGUUGUGGUCUUUCCUCGUCUCAAGUCCAUUGAACUGGAAAAUCUACCAGAGCUGGAGGGUUUCUUCUUGGGGAUGAAUGAGUUCCGAUUGCCUUCAUUGGAUAAUGUUACCAUCAAGAAAUGCCCAAAAAUGAUGGUGUUUGCAGCUGGUGGGUCCACAGCUCCCCAACUCAAGUAUAUACACACAAUCUUAGGCAAACAUACUCUUGAUCAAAAAUCUGGCCUUAACUUUCAUCAGUUGCAGAGCCCAUUCCCGAGUUUACACGGUGCAACCUCAAGCCCUGCUACUUCAGAAGCUAUACCUUGGCAUUUUCAUAACUUGAUCGAAUUAGAUAUGAAAUCUAAUGAUAAUGUUGAAAAGAUUAUUCCAUCCAGUGAGUUGCUGCAACUGCAAAAUCUGGAAAAGAUAAAUGUAUACUCAUGUUCAGAGGUAGAGGAGAUAUUUGAAACUGCAUUGGAAGCAGCAGGGAGAAAUGGAAAUAGUGGAAGUGGAAGUGGUUUUGAUGAAUCGUCACAAACUACUACUACUACUACUCUUGUCAAUCUUCCAAACCUAACACAAGUGAAGUUGGAGCGUCUACUAAGUCUGAGAUAUAUAUGGAAGGGCAAUCAAUGGACAGUAUUUGAGUUUCCAAACCUAACAAAAGUCACUAUUUGUGAUUGUUCAAGGUUAGAACAUGUAUUUACUAGUUCUAUGGCUGGUAGUCUGUUGCAACUCCAAGAGCUACAUAUAAGUAUGUGCCGCCAUAUGGAGGAGGUAAUUGUCAAGGACGCAAGUGUUGUUGUAGAAGAAGGGGAGGAAAAAAUUGAUGGAAAAAUGAAAGAGAUUGUGUUACCUCGUCUAAAGUCCUUGAUAUUAGAACAACUUCAAAGUCUUAAGGGGUUUAGCUUGGGGAAGGAGGAUUUUUCAUUCCCGUUAUUGGAUACUUUGAAAAUAAAGAAUUGCCUAGCAGUGAGGACUUUCACCAACGGAAAUUCCGCUACUCCACAGCUAAAAGAAAUAGUAACAACUUUUGGCUCCUUUUAUAUUGCAGGGGAAGACGUCAACUCCUUUAUAAAGAUAAACAAGUGGUAA
Lactuca saligna is the source of this 1512-nucleotide messenger RNA. Lineage: Eukaryota; Viridiplantae; Streptophyta; Magnoliopsida; Asterales; Asteraceae. The record is from the annotation of a GenBank genome assembly.